Messenger RNA from Thyridium curvatum, 273 nucleotides. RefSeq lists its product as uncharacterized. The record is from RefSeq and is a predicted model, not a curated record. NCBI's taxonomy places the organism in Eukaryota, Fungi, Ascomycota, Sordariomycetes, Thyridiales, Thyridiaceae. The transcript is spliced from 2 exons. The coding region runs from base 1 to 273 and encodes 90 amino acids.
AUGUCCAACCAGGGAUACUACCAGCAGGGUCCUCCUCAGGGCUACGGCAGCCCGCCGCCAGGACCUCAGUACCCUCCUCAGUCCUACGGCCCGCCCCAGGGCCAGUACUAUCAGCAGCCUCCCCCGAUGCAGUACCAGCAGCAACCUCCUCCUCAGAAGUCGAGCAGCGGUGCCGGCAAGGGCUGCUUGGCCGGUCUUUUGGGAUGCUGCAUCUGUCUUGAGUGCUGCGACUGCUGCGGUGACUGCUGCGAGAUGUGUGUUGAGUGCUGCUAA